CCAUGAAGAAAUCGGCUGAGACGAGGAGACUGGAGAAUGCAUUCGAGAACCGACUGGCGAACUUCAUCCCCGAGAGGAGGAGGGAAGACCUCCUCUUCUGCAGGUUCUCUGCCAUCCGCUCAGAGUCGGGGCGAUGGGUGGAGGCAGAGAUGAAGGAGGAGGGCGAUCGGGUCGUUCUGGUUGCUGCUGACAACGUCGGCGUAUCAUGCGAGACAUUCUCAGUCAGUCAGGUCUCGGUUAGCAAGCAGCAGGUCAUCCAAGAGGAAAACUUCAUGAUAGCUGCAAGCAGUGAUGAGCAGGAUGUUCUUUGUCUCGGUCGUUGUCUUGAGAAGCAAGCGAGGAGUCUAGCAUGGAACAGGCACAAGAAGUACCUGAGGAGGAAGAUCAACGAUGUAGAGGAGGCAGACUUUUACGACGCUGCAUACCUCUACGGGGAAGGGAUUGUUCAUGUCGGAGAUGUAGUCAUGGUGAAGACUGGGGACCGGAUCAACAAGCCCUACGUUGCCAGCGUCGAGCUGAUCGUCGACCUUGCGCGGCAACAGGACUCAUCCAUCAGCCAGCAGUUGGAGGUCGGGGCAAGAGUGGAGGCAAAAUGGCAAGGCAGGAUCAUGCAGCAGGGUGUCAUCGAGUCUGUCGCUCGCUACUUCCCCGGCAGCAUCAUCGGAAUCAACGACAACGGGACGUAUGACAUCAAGUUCGAUGAUGGGGAUGUUGGGUGGGAGGUCGAAGCUGCAGAAGUCAGAAAGCCGAGCUUCAAGCAUUUUUGCCUCGUCCGAUGGUUUUUACGGCCAUCAGAAAUCGAGAUUCUUGCUCCCCUGCCCGACAACGCGAGGAUGAGGCUGUUGAGGUGUAAAGGUGAAGUGCUUGACUCUAGCUACUAUGAAAUCAUUCCACUUACAGCCAUCGACAGCGUAAAGUGCUGUCUCAGCUACAUCAGAGGUCACGAGGUGAGCGACCGGAGCUCAUGGUACCGUGGAAGGUUUGAUAGCUGGUUGCACGACAAGCUGAGCUGGUCUAAGGGGGAAAGGAGAUGCAACGUGGAUGCUGUAAACUUUUGCUGUGCUUACUUCUACGAUCAGUCCAACAACUCGAUCGCGCCAGUGGUUGUGCGAGGGAGUGCACGGCAACUUUUGAGCAACUUGCAAAGUGCCGGGACAGCCGUUGGUGAUUCGCAGGAGCUACAAGCUUUGACGGAUGAGAAGGAGAAGGAGAAGGAGAAGGAGAAGGAGAAGGAGAAACAGAGUUACGUGAUCGAGAGAGUGUCAAACAAACCUCAAGUAUCGGCAGGAGAGGCGAAGAAAAAGGAACCGCCGCAGUCAAACGAAGUUGUGCUUGUGUGCGUGAAGAGCGAAGACGCGAAGAAAAGUCACAAGCAGAAAAUGCGGGGCAAUGGCAGUGAGGAGAGGGUGGAGCAGAAUAAGAAGCAGCAAACGAAGACAAGCAGCAGCAGCAAGAGCGAGAGUUCUGACAAGAAAGUUCCGGCUUACAUGCAGAAACUCGAGUAUCUCAAGAAACUCGAUGGCUCCAGGAUCCCAAAGAUUGAGGCUGAGCUGGGCUACAUGGUCCAGGGCCUCACACGAGAGGACCGGCAGCGGCGGCUCCACCUGCUUCUCGACCAGUACUUGCGAAUCUUUCAGCCUGCCAAGAAUGGCACGAGAGCCGCGAUAGAGAGAGCGAAAGAGAGGGAGAGAGACGUUUUCAAGAAGACUCUCGCAAAGGGCCUCACAUGCGAUCACUACUACGGUCAGAUGUCAAGGAUGAUCGCGGAUAUCAAGAAGAGGACACCGAGAGAAAACAUUUGCUCAGAAGACGAGGAUGAGGUCGAAGUUAUCGAUGACGGCGAGGAAGCAAGGAGAAAAAUGCUUGCUUUCCUUCAGAAAAAAUCAGCAAACAAAACCUCUUCCCAUCGGCAUCAUCGCCAUCAAUCUCAACCGCUUCAAAAACAUCAAAACCAAAAAGAGCAGAGCAUUGCAGUGAUGGACAAGCGAACCCUUCAUCAUGAUUGGGUAGCUGUAAAACAUGUUGCUGCUGCAGAGACCAAGCCAGAAAAUCAGCCGAAACAACAGAUAGAUGUCGUCAGAAGCGAGAAGGGGAAUACACCAGCGGGCAGCCAGGAGGAUUCCGACAUGAGCCGAUACUUGAAGCGAGCGAGAAGGAACUAUGACAUGAAAUCUUCUGUCCAGUGCCUCGAGGCAUCGUUUACGUUGGCGAUUGAAAAGGCGAUCGAAACUUGUGAGGGUGAGAUACAGACGCCGCAGUUGUUUCUGGAGCAGAUCGAUCCGCAUGAGCAUCGGAGCAUCAUCAGCAGCAAGCAUGUCAGCACGAGGCCAAGAAAUGAUAUCAGACUGCCUGUAGCAAGCAACAUGUACUCGCUGCCCCCCAUAACCGACCUUCUCAUCCGUCGGGUGGAAAUUCGGGUAAACAAACUGUACGAUCCAUCGUGA
This is a messenger RNA of Guillardia theta CCMP2712, 2444 nucleotides long. RefSeq lists its product as hypothetical. The annotation marks the transcript as partial. The record is from RefSeq and is a predicted model, not a curated record. NCBI's taxonomy places the organism in Eukaryota, Cryptophyceae, Pyrenomonadales, Geminigeraceae. The transcript is spliced from 26 exons.